Ictalurus punctatus (channel catfish) is the source of this 2745-nucleotide messenger RNA. RefSeq names its product AGBL carboxypeptidase 4 (gene agbl4). Gene Ontology annotation, molecular function: metallocarboxypeptidase activity; zinc ion binding. Gene Ontology annotation, biological process: proteolysis. The transcript has 13 exons. Bases 418 to 1884 code for a protein of 488 amino acids. NCBI's taxonomy places the organism in Eukaryota, Metazoa, Chordata, Actinopteri, Siluriformes, Ictaluridae. The record is from RefSeq and is a predicted model, not a curated record.
GAAAAUCCUCUGCACCUGUAGAAAUAAGACAGUAUUACUGGGUCCAUAGUGAAUGUGACUGACACCUGGUCACGUGACUGUGUAGCAUAACAAAGUACUUCGCUACAGCAUUUGAGUAUAAUACUUUCUUGUUUUAAAAACGCAGUCCGGUAGCUCAGCUCAGCACCCCCCCAUUAAUUCUGUAGGAAAUUGUAUUGUGAUGUUAUGGAUAAAAACGUGGCGCUUGCUGAGAGACAUCCGCGGAGCUGGGGGAGCUAACGCGCUAAUCCACACGCACCGCGCGCGCGCCCUUUGAGCAGCUCCUGACGUCAACCCGUCGCACGCGCGCUCCUUUUCGCUGGUCGCUCUGUGUGUUGUCCUGGCAACGCUCGUGCAGCGUCGGCGUAUCUGCCAGGUGCUGGAGAAGAGGAAAGGAAGAUGGAGGAGAGCGUUAGAGACCCCGAUACUGGCAGUGAGACAGGAGGAGAUGAUGCUUUGCUGGGGAAUGUGAGCAAACUGACUGUCACUCCUCCAGGACACACAGGAGUGGCCAGAAAAGGACACCUUGUCUUUGAUGCCUGCUUUGAGAGUGGUAAUUUGGGGCGUGUAGACUACAUCAGUGAGUUUGAGUUUGACCUCUUCAUCCGACCCGACACAUGCAAUCCCCGCUUCAGAGUCUGGUUUAACUUUACCGUGGAGCAUGUCCGGGAGACACAGAGGGUAAUCUUUAACAUUGUGAACUUCAGUAAAACCAAGAGCUUGUACAGAGAUGGGAUGGCUCCGGUGGUGAAGUCUACGAGUCGACCUAAAUGGCAAAGACUGCCAGCCAAGAAUGUGUAUUAUUACCGGUGCCCGGACCAUCGGCGGAACUAUGUGAUGUCCUUCGCCUUCUGUUUCGACCGCGAGGAUGACGUGUACCAGUUUGCCUACUGUUACCCCUACACCUACUCUCGCCUACAGCACUAUCUGUCUAGCCUUGAGCAAAGAAACCUAGACUACCUAAAGAGAGAGCAGCUGGGUCUCAGCGUGCAACAGCGAAAGUUGGACCUUCUCACCAUCACUAAUCCAGCUAACCUGAGCCCAGAACGAGAGAAACGUGUGGUUUUCCUCACAGCACGUGUUCACCCAGGAGAAUCACCUGCUUCUUUCAUCUGCCAGGGUUUUAUCGACUUCCUGGUGAGCCAGCACCCUGUGGCACAAGUCCUGCGUGAUCAUGUGGUCUUUAAAAUCGUACCCAUGCUCAACCCUGAUGGUGUGUACCUGGGCAACUACAGGUGCUCACUGAUGGGUUUUGACCUGAACCGCUAUUGGCAGGACCCAUCCCAGUGGGCACAUCCCACUCUACAUGCUGUCAAACAACUCAUCAUCCAAAUGAAUCAAGAUCCUAAAGUGAGUCUGGAGUUCUACAUUGACGUGCAUGCUCACUCCACCAUGAUGAAUGGCUUCAUGUAUGGCAACGUGUUUGAGGAGGAGGAGCGUGUGCAGAGACAGGCCGUCUUCCCCCGCCUACUGUGCCACAACGCGCCCGACUUCUCUCUUUCUAGUACAUCAUUUAACCGUGACGUGGUUAAAGCAGGGACAGGACGGCGCUUCCUUGGAGGUCUCCUAGAUGACACGUCCUACUGCUACACUCUGGAGGUGUCCUUCUACAGCUUUCUGACUGCAGGCAGCACCACACCUAUCCCAUACACAGAGGACAGCUAUAUGAAGCUGGGUAAGAAUGUGGCCCGGACUUUUCUGGAUUAUUAUAAACUAAACAGUCCGAUUGCUGAGAGUAAAUUAACAAGUCAAUUUAGCAGUGUGGACGCUGCGGAUGCUGGUCACCAGGGGAGUAACGCUCGAAAAGGAAAGAAUCAAAAUUGGGACAAAAAUGAGAAAAGAUUCCAAGGAGUCAGAGACUAUUGAAAAUGUCAUACAAGUUCCCAAUCAUGAUUACUCAGUGCUUCCUGACUCUGAAGAAAGGGGAUUUAAUUUACAAUCAGAUUCUGAGCUACACAAUAACUUGCCUGUUAUCGCCAAUGUUCUGACAUCUCCACACAAUGCUAUGCUAUUGACUGUUGUAACUUUAACUAUUUGUUUUCAUUGGUUUCUCCUUGCCUUUUUGAAAUACCAACAGCAUGUUUCCUGUGGUUUUGGAUAUUUUCUUUUCAAUGAAACUCAAUUGUACUUGAUCGCAUGUAUUAUAUUAGGAUUUGUGUUUGAGUGUACUUUCUGGCUUGUGUCUGAAUGCAUAAAGAUUGUUGUUAAAAGAGGAAUGUGAUUACUGUAUAUGAGAAAUGUAUUCAGUCCACACAGGUUUUUUUUUUUUUUUUUUUUUAAUCGCAGUUCAUUACUGUGUUUUGAUUCUGUUUUAAAUUUCAAUUACAAAAACGUUUCAUUUCAAAAUUGAAACACGUUGCCUAGUAUCUUCCACAGUAUUAUUACAUAGUACUGGCACUGGAACAGACAAGGCCACAGAUCUGGAGAAAGCUGUCCAUAAUUUCUGCUUCAAUGGUCACAAAAGAAUCCAAUAAUUUGCAAAAUAGUGGAAAAAUAGGCAAUGCCAACCUCUGUGUUCUGUCGUGCAGCAUUCUCUCCACUGUUAUGUGUGAAAAACCAUUAAAAUGAUUCACGACUGAGUUCACCUAAACAAAGAUUAUUCCCCUGCGUGAGGUUUGACAUUUAAUGAGAACAUUUUGUUAAGAAUUAAAAAAAUAAAAUACUAUUUGAAAUGUUUCAGAGAGCAGUCACUGAAUUUAUGCUUAAUUUAUUUAAAUAAAGAGUUUC